This is a messenger RNA of Plodia interpunctella (Indianmeal moth), 1165 nucleotides long. RefSeq names its product uridine 5'-monophosphate synthase-like. Bases 171 to 794 code for a protein of 207 amino acids. NCBI's taxonomy places the organism in Eukaryota, Metazoa, Arthropoda, Insecta, Lepidoptera, Pyralidae. The transcript has 3 exons. Gene Ontology annotation, molecular function: orotate phosphoribosyltransferase activity; orotidine-5'-phosphate decarboxylase activity. Gene Ontology annotation, biological process: UMP biosynthetic process; pyrimidine nucleobase biosynthetic process. The record is from RefSeq and is a predicted model, not a curated record.
CUCAGUUCAGUAUGUCUAUCGCACUCCGGCCAUGAAUGGAGACCGAGCGACUGUCUGGGGAUAAAUAAACAAUAUAUGAAUUUGUGUUUUUAAUACGAAUAUGGGGAAAAUAAGUGGAACGUGAUGUAAUUUGUGAAAUAAGAUUCAUUUUUAUUGAUUUUUUUUUCAUCAUGGUCACCUUGGAAGAGCUGGCGAUUCAGCUAUUCGACGCAGGCGCAGUGCGUCUCGGAGACAUAGAGGCGAAGGUCGGGAGACGAACACCAGUCUACUUUGAUUUGAGGGUCAUUGUGUCUCAUCCCGGAAUUAUGGUAGCGGUUUCGGAACACCUACAACGAUUAGCUUCAGAAAUAGACCACGAGUUGUUGUGUGGCGUGCCCUACGCCGCCUUGCCGCUUGCAACUGUUAUGUCCAUCAACACAGGCACUCCUAUGAUUAUGAAAAGGAAAGAAACUAAACUGUACGCCACCAAAAAGAUGAUUGAAGGCGUCUUCCACAAAUAUCAACAAUGCUUAGUCGUGGAGGACGUAGUGACCUCUGGCGGCAGUUUACUAGAAACAGUCACUACGCUGCGUGACGAGGGAUUGCGCAUCACGAAUGCUGUCGUAGUUCUCGACAGGGAGCAGGGUGGCGUUAGUGUGCUGAAAGCAAAUGGCGUCCACGUAUUGCCGCUUUUCACGUUGACCAAUUUAGCAAAUAUUCUACGAGAUGCUGGCAGAAUUGACGAUGAAACUGUAGAUAUAAUUACCGAACACAUAAAAGUAUCUCAAUUUGGUACGAAAGAUAACUUUGAAUAAUUUCUUUGAGAUGUGAUAUACGAGUUCUAGUUCGAUGUCUCUGUAUUCAAGGUAGUUUAACUACCCUAGGUACUCUACUACCUAACCUAUCCUAUAAAUUUGUAUAUUUUUUUAUAUUUAUAGCCUUUUUAAGUGUCCCACUACUGAAUACCCGAAAAUGGUAAAUGAAUAAACAGAGAUCUGUGAUCUGUCAAAUCUAAAUCCAUGACCGAAAUUAAAAUCCAUUCUAUAUAGUCUAUAGUUUACUCAGCUCAACUUGUAGGUUCCUCCCUACAUAGAUGUAUUAAAUAUAAAAUAUAAAGUAUUUAUAACAUCUAUGCCUCCCUAGUAGAAGAGUUUGUUUAUUUAAAUAAAAUUAUUUAUUAAGUUCA